AUGGGAAAUCAACAGUCUGAGUCCGCGGGUAGUCCUCGCGAAUCGGACUCAGAGUCUGCGUCAGAUGCAAGUGGAGAUGACUAUCUAUGGAAACACAUUCUAAGAGGAAACUAUACAAAAGUUAAACGGUUUUUCAAAAGUGGAUGUAAGGUCGAUUGGGAGAGUUUUCUGAGACGGGGCAAUUCGACAUCGUACGAGGACGGUGUGUUUGGCAUUCACAGCUCGUCAAGACUACCGCUCCAGGCGUUGCUGAAACGAUGCAGAACUGGACGAAACAUGACAAAAUGUAAGAAAUUCAUAAAGCUGCUGCUCGAGAAUGGCCUAGACCCUAAUUUAAUCGAUAACGAGGGAAAGACAGCCUUAAAUCAUUUAAUUACGAAUGUGAAUUAUUUUCGACUUUAUGUGCGCUGCUAUCGGCAAGUCAGAAAACUUAGCAAAGUGUCGUGUGAAGUGUUAGCCAUGCUUGGCGAGCACGGGGCCAGUAUGAUAUCGGGCCAGGAAUAUGACAGCCUAGACAGAUCACCGCUCCACUAUGCCGCUAUGUACAAUUUCACCGAUAGCACACAGGUAUUCGCCAAACACGGAAGCGAUCUGGAGUUGAACGACGCCCAGGGGAAGACACCUCUACAUAUUGCUGCGGAAAAUUGUUCGUUUUCAGUACUGCGCGAUUUAAUACGCUGUGGGUGCGACAUGGUGACAAAGACAAACGACGACGAAACUGUACUGCAUCUUAUAAUUAAGGGAGCAACUACCGAGAUAAACUGCGCACUCGUGUUCAUCGAGUAUUUUGUACGAAGUGGAGUUGAUGUCAACGCUCGGGAUGUUCGCGGUAAUACCGCACUGCAUUUAGCAGCACGAAUCGGCACAGACGACAAAAUAAUCGCGCAGCUUGUGCGUAACGGUGCCGACGUUGACGCGGUGAACAACAAAGGCCGGUCGCCCCUGUUUGAAUAUCUAAACGGCACGGACCUUCUAAGCUAUCCCCAGGUAGAAGUUACCAGCGACCAGAGAUUACCCGUAGAAUAUAUGAUGGGUUUCGCAUGUCUUUUGAACAAUAUGACGGACUUUCAACAUAUCGUUUGCGACCGGGAUGGUAGAACACCUAUCACCCUACAGGACCCUCGCGCAGAAGACUUACUGACGCGGUUGUUGGAUAAAAGUCUACGACCUACAACCCUGCAACAUUUGUGCCGACAAGCUAUAAGAAACUCCAUUGGCAUAAAUAAAUUAAUCGAAACAAAACAUCUGAAGACUCUUGGUCUGCCUGGAACUUUGGAAAAUUACGUUUGUAGCGUUGAUUACGUGGACACUUUACUGGGAUAA
Molecule: messenger RNA, 1323 nt
Organism: Saccoglossus kowalevskii
Lineage: Eukaryota; Metazoa; Hemichordata; Enteropneusta; Harrimaniidae
Product: ankyrin repeat domain-containing protein 61-like
Biological process (GO): intracellular signal transduction; positive regulation of transcription by RNA polymerase II
Cellular component (GO): nucleus
Molecular function (GO): protein binding; transcription cis-regulatory region binding
Source: RefSeq, a predicted model, not a curated record